Molecule: messenger RNA, 4731 nt
Organism: Limulus polyphemus (Atlantic horseshoe crab)
Lineage: Eukaryota; Metazoa; Arthropoda; Merostomata; Xiphosura; Limulidae
Product: protein ced-11-like
Exons: 27
Coding region: 51-4328 (1425 amino acids)
Biological process (GO): monoatomic cation transmembrane transport
Molecular function (GO): monoatomic cation channel activity
Source: RefSeq, a predicted model, not a curated record
UGCUGGCAAUGAUGUUUCGAGAAAGUUAAGGAAGAAUCUUGUAAUUAAACAUGCGUCGGUUUUUUGGUGGCUGUAGAAUACUGCCUUCCACUAAAGUGGGUCAUGAUAAAAUGCAGAACGAGGUAGAUGAAACACUUGGUAAAGCUAUAGAUAAACCAGUUCAGGAACUUAGUUCCACUUCAAAACAAGCUGAUGAGGAGGAUUUAGUCUUACGGCGACAGAGGAAUAAUGUGUCAAGACUCAGCAGGAACGAAGUUCCAGUUCCUCGAUAUAUUGCAGGAAAGGGGUCAGUUUCGUUCUGGAAGAAUUUUGAGUAUGAGCAACAGGGUCGACCAUUCAUUCGAGUCAGCCACGAUGUUAACAUGGAAGAAGUUGCCGAGGUCGUCCAUCAAGAUUGGAAUUUAAGCAAUCCUCGCAUUGUAUUGGUAAUAGUAUCCAAUGUGGCUCCUUUAACAAACUGGAAAAAUUCCAGACAACUUGAAAAUUUUCAGAAAGGGUUAAUCAAGGCUGCUAACACAACAAAUAUGUGGAUUGUCACAAAUGGAAUUAACAUAGGAAUUUCCAAGGUAAUUGGUGAUGCUGUCUCUGAAGAAAUUCUUCACCGACAGACUCUUCAGUGUCACAAACAUCCAAGUCAAAGUGUCACUCCUAGUAAUCCUCUGACCUUGAUUGGAAUUGCACGAGAAGAUUUUCUCUUGUAUAGCGAAAUGUUUGAUGGAAGGACAAAUUUAGUGAUGAUAGAAAAUGAGGGAAAUAUUCCUGAAGACGAAAAGUACGAACUCAACACGUAUCACUCUCACUUUGUUGUGGUAAAUGAUGGCACUAUCGCUAAAACAGGAAUCAACUAUUUUCUACUUCGAUUUGAACAGUAUUUGGCAGCUGCUUUGGAAACUCAGCAAACUGAUGAACAAAAACAAGUUUCAACAACAUACAACAAAGGUACUUUUGGUUCAAGUGAAGUCCCCGUGGUUGCCAUAUUGAUACAGGGAGGGUAUGACUCUGUUAGAUUCAUUCUCGAUCAUCUAAAGAAACAGUUUCCAGUUGUUGUCAUCAGGGGUAGUGGGGGUCUAGCUGACCUGCUGGCUUAUGCCUACUCUGAGUUUAAACACCGUGCCCAAUUUAGGUGGGAUGCUGAGUUUAUUGAAAAUUUUCUUAAACCAGAGAUUUCAAACAAGAUAGUUUAUCACUUUCCCAAACUGAGAGAAAAUAGCCUAUCUCGAAAUAUCUUCAGAGACAGGAUUCUGGAAUGUGUUCGAUAUGCGAGACAGCAACAACAGAUUUACCUGACUGUUUUGAAUAUCCACAGCCACCUGUGCAACCUGAAAAACUUGGACCAAUAUAUACUUCAGGCCCUCUUUAAAUCCCAAAAACCAGAGAAAAACAACUGGCAUGAGCAAAUGCAGAAGGAUCUGUUUCUAACGUUGGACUGGAACAAUCCACAUGUAGCUCUGACUGAAGUUUUCAGUAAAGAUCCUUCUGAUAAACUCAAGAUCACCAAAGAUAUUUUUGAGCAAGCCUUGUUACGGCCAGAAAGAGAGGAGUUUAUAAACCUGUUUCUGAGUCAAGGUUUCCAAGUUCACAAAUUUUUGACACCUCGUCGGCUGAAAUCUCUCUUCAUAAGGGUUCAGCAUCAGGAAUUUUUUCAUUCUGUUUGCUGGGAAAGUAUCCUGGGCCAUGGUAUAACAUUCAAGAUUAGUAAAUACUUUAUAGAGACUGAACUUAAUUGGCUAAUUUCAAUGUUGACUGGCUUUUCCAACUACAUUGAUCCCCAAAACUUAUCCCUAAAUGCAAUGGGCAUGUAUGUUACGGACCAUGCAGGUGCUGAACGUAAAGCCCUAACUGUGUUGACUAUGUGGGCUGUCUGUACGAAUAAACCAAAAUUGGCUGAAAUCUUGUGGAGACAUUCAGACCAGCCAAUUCACCUUGGUCUGGUUGUUUCUAUGAUGUUUGAAAGGCUAGGAAACUAUGUCAGUGAGUCUGGACUGAGAACAGAGAUCAGAAGAUUACAAAAAAAUUUUGCUGACAAAGCUACUGGAGUUCUAGAUGCUAGUUACAAAGAAGCUACGUGUCGAGCGUAUGAUGUUCUAAACGAAGAAAGCCCCGAGUGGGGAUACAAAACGGCAGUGGAACUUGCUGCAGAUGCUGGAAUAAGAAUAUUUCUCUCUCAUCCAUGUUGUCAGAAGUGGCUGACUAACCUGUUUUUUGGAAACAUCCGUAUUCGAGAGCUUACGUGGGGAGUCGUGACCUUUCCAAAAUGGCUUAAGGUGAUUUUGUGUGCUUUUCUGGUUUUCCCAAUGUAUAUGUGGGUGAGAUUCAAAUUGGACCCAAGAGACUCUUGGAAUGCUUUUAACAAUAUAUCAGAUCUGGACUCUGAUGAUGAAAAUGAUGAUAGAGAAGGGGAUGAAGUUGUCCUUCUCAAACAACAAGAUCAGUGUUUGCCUUUGACAGCUUUGGAUAAAAGUAAUUGUACAGAAGACAUAAAGGUUACAAGAAGGGAUUCUAAGAAAGAUACCACGGGAGUUAGUGGUCAUUCAUCACCUCCUCUUUGGAAGAUGAUGUAUUUGAUGUGGAGUGCACCAAUUACAAAGUUCUGGACAUUUCAGAUUUUCUACAUGUUUUACCUGGGGUUGUUCAGCUUGGCUGUACUGUGGCCCUCUUGUGGGAAUUUUUAUGUAGACUCUGCUGUUUGUAUUUGGACAACACUUAUUGUUUUUGAAACCAUUAGAAGAACUUUCAUGCUUUAUCGGAAAUUUAGCAGUAUUCCGUUGUUCUUCAAGUGUAUUGAAAUCCUCCUGAUGAUAAUCUUUGUAUGCCUCUACAGUGUGGGUCGCAUAUUUUACGUCGGAAUGUUCUUAGAUACUUAUGCUACUAAAGUGCUUCUUUGUGUGGCUCUUUUGUAUUUCUACUACCGAUUAAUAGCCAUUUACUUGCCAAUAUCGCCAACCUUAGGACCACUUUUAUACAGAGUCAAGCUUAUGGUUGUUGUAGACUUUUUGAACUUCAUGAGAAUGACUCUACUUGUGAUAAUAAGUGGUGGAAUUGUCAUACAUGCUGUCAUUUACCCAGAUUACCCGAUGAAUCCAGAACUUUUCCGGCGAACUUUCCAUCGUGCCUGGUUCUCUUUGUUUUUAACUCCAAUUGCUGAUUUGGAAGGGGAAGAGCGGUGCUACCUUGGCCGAUAUAAAAACAUGUCAGAUUCAUGUCAUGUGGGGAUGUAUUCUGAUUUCACCUGUCCAAACACAGGAGCAUGGCCAUACAUAUUUUCAAUUCAGUAUUUUGUCCUCCUCAAACUGAUCUUGUUGACUUUGUUGUAUGCCAUAUUCAGUGCCACAGCAUCAAAAAUUGAGUGUGAGACUGAAGACAUCUGGAGAUUCCAGCGUUAUCAGUUGGUGGUUGAUUUCGCUAACAGACUAAGACUACCUGCACCAUUGAGUGUGAUCAGCUAUGUAAUCAUCAUUUGUGAAUGGGCUUGGAAUCUUAUCAGUUGCAAACCUUGUAGGAGAUGGGAUGAGGAUGGUGAAGGUGUUUUAGCAGUUGACAAAAUGGCUGUCAGACGACUUACAGAGAAAGACUACAACUACUGGCGUCAACUCGCUCAGGAGUACAGUAACUUUCAGGAGGAGAAAGCCAAAGAAGAUGACUUGCAGAAAAAACAGUUGGAAAUGUUAACAACAAUAGCGGAAGAUGUUGAAUAUGAAAAGAAUGUUUUGCGGCAGGUGAAAGGUCGAGUGGGGGAGUUGGAGAGAAUGUUGAACUACUCGCAAGUUUAUUUGGAAAGCAUAAAACACAUGAAUCAAAGAGACGAAGCUCCGCCUUCAUGCCCUAAGAAAGAACGUAGUCAGGGCUCUGUACACUUUCUUGCACGUCAAACCCCUUACCCCGGGACCAGAGUCCAGCGGUUUCCUGUUCCUGACAAGUAUGUGGCAUGGGAAGUAAUGUGGAUAGACUAUGACCCAGUUGCUUACAGUCGGCCUCGGUCAGACUACCCCAUGGCCCUGCAGCCUCACGUGGAUGAAGAUUUGUUGCUUUUACGAGAAAAACAAGGACUCGUGUUACCAACUUUCCAGUGGAACUCUCUGUGCACCAAUCCUGCAGGUAUCACUAUUGACAGGCAGUCAUGGAUCAUUGAAGGGGAUGGCAUGCCCCUCGUCUACAAGUUGGACCGAGAAGGUGUACCACGGAAUCCACUUGGCCGAACUGGAUUAAGAGGAAAAGGGGCUCUACCACGUUGGGGACCAAAUCAUUACAUCAUUGUUGUCAUGACCAGGUAUGUUAAGUAUUUUUCCAUAAUCAGUUUAUAUAUAUAUUUAUUUAUUUUUAAUUAUUGAAGGCAAGGUGUGAAAUAGUUUCAAACAUGUAGGUGUAUAUUUCAUCAGAUAUAUUAAUUUCAACCAAUUCAGUGCAUCAUAAUAAGAUUAUGUUGUGAUUUCAAAGUUCCCUAAAAAGGGAAGGGUGUGUGUAAAGAAAUAACCUUAUUUUUAUUUUAGUGUAACGAGUUUCGAAAGAAGAACAAUGAAGCUUAUUCUUGAUAACAGCUAUAUAUUCAUUAUCUCCUAACUGUAGUAGUAUGUAUAGCCUGUUAAAGUAUUGUAAGAGUUGAGUCUUAAUUGCUAUCCUAACUGUAGUAGUAUGUAUAGCCUGUUAAAGUAUUGUAAGAGUUGAGUCUUAAUUGCUAUCCUAACUGUAGUAGUAUGUAUAGCGUGUUAAAGUAUUGUAAGAGUUGAGUCUUAA